AUGCGUCGGACUACAUCGUCCUUCAAGAAUUUUCUGCUGCGGCAGCGUAGGCCCGCCCCUCCUGUGGCUUCUCUUUGCUGCCCAGUCCCUAACAGAUCUUACGCUUUUCAACACGGCCAUCGUCCGGUUUCCUGGACGGAGCCAGGCCAUAAAAAGGAUAUAGCACGAUCCACCUCAACAAGAAAACUGUGCAGGGGGCAAAAAUACUACAGCGUUGUGAGAGCUCCUGUGAAAGUCCCUUCCGACUUCGCUUUCGCAUUUGACAUAGACGGCGUGCUCCUCCGAUCCUCGACACCCCUCCCAGGCGCCUCGAGAGCCCUGCGAUACCUGGAAAAUAACUGCAUACCCUACAUACUAUUGACGAAUGGCGGCGGAAAACUCGAGAGCGACCGAGUAAAGGAGUUGAGCGAGAAGCUUGAGGUUGAAAUCAAGGAGGAUAUCUUCGUCCAAUCGCAUACUCCAUUCAAGCAGCUACUUGAUACGAGUGGCUAUCUAUCCAAGAAUGCGACUCAGCUCAGCAAAAAAUCAACCAUACUGGUGACUGGUGGCCACGGCGACAAGUGCCGCAAGGUGGCAGAAUCAUACGGAUUCGAGAACGUAGUCAUCCCAGCAGAUAUCCUGUCGGCGUAUCCAGACAUAUGGCCUUUCAAUCAAGUCUUCACAGACUACUACCGGACCACAGCGCGACCGCUCCCCAACCCGUCCAAACCACUCAAGAUCGACGCCAUUUUCGUCUACAACGACCCCCGCGACUGGGCACUCGACUCGCAGCUCAUUCUCGAUCUCAUCCUCUCCAAAGGCGGCGUCUUGGGCACCAAGUCAGAGAAGAACGACGACAGGACCCUCCCGAAUUCCGGAUAUCUGCAAGACGGCCAGCCCCACGUGUACUUCUCCAACCCGGAUCUUCUCUGGGCGGCAUCCUACCACCUCCCGAGAUUGGGCCAGGGUGCGUUCCAAGCUGCGUUGCUGGGUCUCUGGCAACAGUACACAUCUAUGAAUUCUUCCCACGACGGAGCCCAACUCCACCACACGGUGAUCGGGAAGCCAUCGCGCAUCACCUAUCAGUACGGUGAGUGCGUGCUCCAAGAACGCCAUGCCGCAAUGCUCGGGGGCCGUCACGGCGGCGGUACUGCUGCUGCAAGCCUGAAACGGGUCUUUAUGGUCGGCGACAACCCGGAGAGCGAUAUCCGGGGUGCGAAUAGCUACAAUCUGGGCCGUGCUGGUGGCGGCGAACAACAACAACAUGGCCCUGCUUGGUCUAGUAUCUUGGUCAAGACGGGUGUCUAUCAGGAGGGCACAAUCCCGGUGUAUAAGCCGGACGUGAUUGUGGAUAAUGUGCUUGAGGCUGUCAGGUGGGCACUGAAGGAGCAGGGUUGGAAAGAUGAGAUUAGAUAG
Messenger RNA from Drepanopeziza brunnea f. sp. 'multigermtubi' MB_m1, 1395 nucleotides. RefSeq lists its product as uncharacterized. The record is from RefSeq and is a predicted model, not a curated record. Gene Ontology annotation, cellular component: mitochondrion. Gene Ontology annotation, biological process: glycerophospholipid biosynthetic process. NCBI's taxonomy places the organism in Eukaryota, Fungi, Ascomycota, Leotiomycetes, Helotiales, Drepanopezizaceae.